AUUCAAAAUGUGUUAAUUGAACACCCCAUUUGCGUAUUAACCGACAGUAAAAUUAACUUUCUUCGAGCUAGCAAAAUAAUCCGGAAAAAUGUUGUGCAGGUUAUGUAUGGUCGACGAUAACAACUAUCAAAAGAUAGAAGGUGCUAUUUGUGAUAUGUUAAGGGCUGUAUUGCGGAAAAAUUGUAUAGAAGUAAAUAAUCCAGUACUAUGCUCUAAUUGUGUUAUAAAAUUGGAAAAAGCAUUCGAAUUUAAGACUACUUGCCUCCGUACGCAGAAAAUAUUAUCUCUGUAUGGUGGCAGCAACAAUAAAAUUGUGUAUAUUAGAGAUAACAAAUUAUGUUUGUCACCUAAAAAUGAUUCAACAUUGAAGCUGUGCAGAACUUGUUUGAAGCUCAUUGAACAAGGUUUUUGCAGUAAUUUAUUGACGAAAUACGAUAUAUUGGAGAAGCUGACUGUGUACAUACCAGAGAUGGUAAUAAGUGAAAAUGAGACAUCCCUAUUCUGCUACAAAUGCUCAGAAAAUUUCAGAAUAUUUUCUGAGCUUUUAAAUGAUUCCAAUAAGACAGAAAGUAUAAUCAGUAAUUAUUGCAUUGAAAAUGAAGUGUUGCAUGCUGAUGAAUUGAGUUUGGACGUUUUGUUGGGGAAAAAAGUUGAAGAUACUCAACGUUUGACUGAAGAUACGAACAUUAUGAAACUUUUAGACGGCAACCAACAAUUGCUGUUAGAUCUGGAAAACGAUUUCGAGUCUACUUACCUCAAUGACAGCACGGAAGACUCCAAGAAGAGAAUAAUCAAGAAAAUUAUUGAAGAGGAUGUUGAUUUGUUUUAUAAAGAAAUUCCAGAUUUUGACUUGCAUGAUUCAUUUUCAGAGGAGAGUGGAGUGGACAGUGACUAUGGGAACAUUUUCUUCAGACCACAGCAGAGGCAGCUGUUGCUAUCUGAUUCUGAAGAGGAGAUUCAACAGAAACGGAUCAGGGAGAGCAUAGAAGAGGAGGAAAUUUCAUUGAGGUCAUCUUUUGAAACUGAAGAAUCUUCUCUGUCUCCUGAUACCCUAAGCGAUAGGCAUUUCUAUGAGUGUGAGAGUCAGGACGAAGGAAAAAAGGAUGAGAGGGAAGUAACCAGUCCGAAUCCGUUCAUCUUCUUCAAUGAAUACUCCCGCAAUGACAGUCAAUGCUCUUGUGACGACAAUACCAUCGAAACGACGCCCCAAUCGACGACCAAGAGAAAAUGGUGCGAAAAGUGCAAAUCUAAGACAACCAGUGGCGGCGGUGAUUCGACGCCCGAUGACGACGAUGAUGAAGAUGUCGCGACGAAGAGACCAAAGAAGGAUGGCAAGAAAAAGUGCAGGAAAAUGUACGGGAUCGAGUUCAAGGAUUUAUGGUGUACAAGAUGCAGAUGGAAAAAGGCUUGUAGUAGAUUCGGCAAUACAAAGGCUGUGAGUAGACGAUAGGAUAGCUGGAUAAUUAUCCUUGGCGUGAGAUUUGAACCUGUGAUUAUUCAGUGACAUUUCAAAGUUGCAUACUUUCUUUCGCUUAAGGUUUUUUGUUUGUUUUUUUUUAUGAGGGGAGAAAGCAGGGUUCUUGAUUUUGAAGGUCAGUAUGAGUGAUAAGAAACACAUUUAAAAAAAAGAGAGGGAUGUUGGAAAUUUUAUAUUUUGAGAAAUUAUUUAGUUUUUGGAAAAAUAUUCGAGUCUUCAGAGUUAAUGCAUUUUUUUGUAUUUUUUAAUACAAUGGAAAAAUUGAAUUUUCACCAAUAUUUACCAUAAGAAAUAAGAUUUUUUUUUAAAUAUAACGAAAAGAUGACGUUUUAUAUUGAGUUGAGGUCUAAAAAUGCAUUUAAAAAUAAAUUAGAAAGAUAUAAUAUGUAUUAGUGUUAACUACAUGUAUACUUUGCGGGGCGGUGGACGUGUUAAACCUUUUAGUAUGGACGGCAAAUUUGAAUCAUAUCGUUUUUUUUUUUACUUAAAUUGCCUGCCUGGAUUAACGUUUAAGUAUGAUUUUUCGACGAAUUAUGCUCCCUUUUGAUCGACACUGCGUAACAAACGAUUUGAAGUACGUUUGCAAACUUUUUGACUUUUAAAAGCUUGUAAAAUGACAUUUGAUGUAUACCCUAAACUUCAAAUAAUCGUUUGACAUGUGAUGUUCGUAUCUAUAUUUUUUUAACAUUUGACGUACGUUUCAAAGGCUUUUAUUUGACAUUUGCUUAAUCUAAAGAUUAACUUCAUAUUUUUCUUUUUGAUAAUUUUACCGCCCCGUCGAAAAUCGGUUACUUACCACCGUUACUUGUUUUGAAAGAAAAAGUAUUGGGUGAACGUGAUUAAAUUGAGUAUUACGGAAAUUUUCACGAAAAAUGAUUAACUCACUUUGAGCUGUUGCCAAAUCGUGUUUCUUGUACGUCGUUUCAAGGAAAUACUGAAGUUUUAAACAUUUUUCGUAAAAAUUUGCUACCAUUAUUUUCGCGUAUUCCAAGUAUUGGCUAAGGAUUGUAAAUAUAGUUUUAAGGAAAAUUCGUGAAUGUAGUUCAAAAUAAUAUAUGGAUUGAAAAACAGUUUUAUUUUGGAAAAAAAAUUGGUAGCUGUAUAUUUUUUCUAAUUUAAGAGUUUUGAGGGUGAAAUUAGGAAGUUAGGUGGCAGUGGUGUUACCAGACUCUUAGAAUGCGAAACGUA
This is a messenger RNA of Psylliodes chrysocephalus, 2665 nucleotides long. The record is from the annotation of a GenBank genome assembly. Lineage: Eukaryota; Metazoa; Arthropoda; Insecta; Coleoptera; Chrysomelidae.